Messenger RNA from Protopolystoma xenopodis, 690 nucleotides. Lineage: Eukaryota; Metazoa; Platyhelminthes; Monogenea; Polystomatidea; Polystomatidae. The record is from the annotation of a GenBank genome assembly.
AUGAAAGUCGGCAAGUUUCUUCUCAACUUGCGAAGGACACUUCGUGAAAUGAUUCGAGUCCUCUUUCCUCCAUCGCCUUCCAAUCGAGGUGACAGCAUCUCGACUGGCGCAAUUCGCAUUAGCACACUCAUCUUCUUGAUGCAUACUUUUUCAGCAGAUAUCCCAAAAAUGAAUUGUGUCCAAUCAUUUGUCGUCUUAUCCACCUUUCCAAUGUGCUGGUUCCAAUGCAACCGAAUGGACUCAUCUGCUUCCGCCUACUCAACCCGUCGAUGCUCCCGGCCAAUCGUGUAUGAUCUUGAAUUAGUGGUUGCAGGCUUCACCAGACGCCAACAUAGAAUUGUUUUGUAUUCUGGUCCCCGAGAUUGUCGAACACGUUCUCAGCACAUCCGCGUUCACAGAACGAUGUCCCGAGUGCUUUUUUCAUCAACUACCCUUUCCUCUUGUACAAAUCGCUUUGCUCGCCGACUUGACAAACAAAUGCAAAUGACUGGUGUUGUUGGUAUGGUUCUAGGGCUUGUUGAAAUCAAGCGGCAAAGGGGCAACAGAGGCCUGACCUGGCCUCGGUGGGCCUGGCAACCACACGACGCUGCAUCGGCGACGUUGUCCACAUGCAAAAUAAACGAGUCCGAUGUCGGCGAGUCUGCAGCAACGCGACGCUUAAUCGUAACCGUACUACUUAAAUGGCCGUGA